UUCCAGUAUUUGACUGGGGCUCCAAUCCGGCACUACAAUGGUGAUAUCGGUAUCAGCGAGUACCAACAACUAGGGCACGGAUACCAUCUUCAGAGCCAAAAGUUUCUUCAACUAUUGUCACCCAUUCCAGGUAGGCAAUAAAAGUUCUACUGGAUUCACUUUGUUUUAGUCUUUUUCCUGCUUCACUAAGGAAGGCAGCAGCUGGACAUGAAGCCAUGAUGGCGAUUAUUUUACAUCCAGGUAGGAUGCAGUUCUUCAGAUACACACAGAACAACUUCAAACAGAUGGUAUCGGCCGAUACUGCACAGCCAGGUAUCAGGGCCAAAAAUUGGCAUUGCCGCAACGCUAGUUUUUAGUUGCUGCUGAAGUAAAAUAAUGUGCAAUAAACACCUAAUAAUGUAGUUACCUAACCUAACAGAGUGUGACUGUAGUAGAGGAGGAGUCCCAGAAGAACGGCGAGUGGCUCCUCAUGCCGCUGCUGAUUUACAUUUUCCUAUGCAAACUCUGACAAUUUGACCUGUUGGAGCAUUUAGGACGUCUGUCUGUCCGCCCUCAUAGUGUAGAAGAAUAGAUUAGAGCAGAAACAUGCAAAUGGGAGUUUAUCUUCCAGGGCAGCUCAGUGUAGAGCAGACAAUCACCUUUGUGAGACAGUCAGGCUCAUUAGUGACGGCUGGGAACAAAAUGUGAAGACAUCUGGAAGAAAAACUGGGAUAUCUUGACGUUAACAACAGAAACUAACAUGGAGAUUCAUCGCUACCUCUGGAUUCUCUCCAUGUUGACCUCUUGUGAGAGCGCGGUGAGCGGCUUCAACGACAGGUCGGGUCUGAGCGACACUCAGACGGACUGGAUGAAACAGAUCCCCGAUGAAACUCGCAUCUCGGCUAUCGCCAUUCCUGGAACUCAUGAGAGCUUGAGACUCAGUGGAGGACCGUUAGCUGCAGCUCAAGUCUGGAGUUUGGAAGAGCAGCUGAAUGUGGGGGUUCGCUAUUUAGACAUCCAUGUUGGCCUUUGGCUUCCGACCAGCAGUGAUGUCACCAUCCGAGAUUCUGCAUGGAAGUCUUUAAAGAGCAUGAGUUUACGCACAGUUUUCCAGAAGGUUUUAGGAUUCCUAGAUGCACACAGCGGGGAGACGGUGCUGAUGAAAGUGACGCUGCACAAACUUAACAAAAACAGAGGGAAGGAAUUGGUGAAAAAGCUGAUUGAGAAGUUUGAAAGAAGAAUCUGGACAAAGGUAGCGGUGCCACUCCUGAAGGAGGUGCGGGGGAAGAUCGUCUUCCUGCAGAAUGUAGAGUUUCCGCAGGGAACAGAAAACCAUAAAUCCUAUUUCUUUGAGUCCAACAAGCUGAGAGAUGUUGAUCGAAAAAUAAAGGAGGUCCAUCAGCAUCUCUGCGGUCAUUACAUCCUCGUGACGCAGACCGUCGCUACGACAUUGGAGAAGCCCAAAGAGCUGGCCCGAUUGGUCAACCCGCAGCUCAGUCAGUUUGUGAGGGAACAUAUGCAGACCUCCACGGCGGGCUGUGUGGGCGUCCUCACUAUGGACUUCCCCAGCGCCCAUCUGAUCAGUGACAUCAUCAAGCUGAGGGUCUGCCCCUGUGGUUCGGCUGCUGGCCACGCCGGAGGGGCCCAACCUGGACCAGAACCGCCGCGCUCAGAACCCGGACCACAAUCGGAACCAGGAGAACAUAUAGGAGAAAAGAAACCAGGGGCGGCAGAACUAGAACCACAUGCACCGGUUCUUCCUGGAGUGCCUUUCAAAAUAAAACACAAACAGGAACCCACAUGGAGAGCGCGUAACUGCCACAGGGGGCGCUAAAGCAUCUGAUCAGGAACCA
Messenger RNA from Cyprinodon variegatus (sheepshead minnow), 1832 nucleotides. Its product is annotated as 1-phosphatidylinositol phosphodiesterase-like. Bases 740 to 1813 code for a protein of 357 amino acids. Gene Ontology annotation, molecular function: phosphoric diester hydrolase activity. Gene Ontology annotation, biological process: lipid metabolic process. NCBI's taxonomy places the organism in Eukaryota, Metazoa, Chordata, Actinopteri, Cyprinodontiformes, Cyprinodontidae. The record is from RefSeq and is a predicted model, not a curated record. The transcript is spliced from 4 exons.